Molecule: messenger RNA, 1418 nt
Organism: Carassius auratus (goldfish)
Lineage: Eukaryota; Metazoa; Chordata; Actinopteri; Cypriniformes; Cyprinidae
Product: torsin-1A-like
Exons: 5
Coding region: 294-1265 (323 amino acids)
Biological process (GO): protein localization to nucleus; nuclear membrane organization
Cellular component (GO): nuclear envelope; endoplasmic reticulum; endoplasmic reticulum lumen
Molecular function (GO): ATP hydrolysis activity; ATP binding; kinesin binding
Source: RefSeq, a predicted model, not a curated record
AAAAUGGAGGCUCGUCCAUAACACAUUUUUUUAUAAUUUAAGGUUUCAUAAAGUUCAUUAGUAUCACCCUGAUCAUAGUAAAAAGCGUAAUGUGUAACUUAUUAAUGUAAAAAAUACUGUAGUGGUCAUGGUUACAGCAGAUGAACAUACUGAAAACAAGGAAACCAGAAAAGCGUGUUUCUUUUACGUCAUUGUCAGUAAAUAUGUAGACUAAGGGCUAUAGAUACAAGCUGUAGAGAGAUUCUCCUCCUCGAAAUCACGACUGAAAUAUACCUGUAUGAUUUGCUUUCACAAUGAAAGCGCAGCAUUUUGUAGUAGUUUUAUUGCUGGUAUCUAAUAUAACAUUAUCUUCAGGUUUUCUGGAUGUGUUCGUGGCUGCUGCAUCUGUGGUUUACACAUAUUUUGAACGGGAUGACUUGCUGCCUUUUGAUUCAAAACGUUUGAAGGAAGAUUUAAGAGAAAACUUAUUUGGACAGCACAUUGCAUCCAAUGUUAUACAAAGAGCUGUGUCGUCAUUUAUGACUGACAGAAACCCAAAUAAACCGCUGGUCCUCUCUUUCCAUGGGACUACAGGAACUGGAAAAAAUCAUGCUGUCAAAAUCAUCGCAAGAAAUGUAUAUGAAAAAGGGGAAAACAGCAAGCAUGUUCACACAUUUAAACCUGGUCAUCAUUUCCCACAUGAAAAAAAGUUACACUUGUACAGUGCACAGCUAAAGCAGCAGAUUCAUGAAAGUGUAUCACGUUUUCCCCGCUCCAUGUUUAUAUUUGAUGAUAUGGACAAAAUGCAACCACAGCUGAUCGAUGCCAUAAAACCUUUUCUAGACUACAAUGCCCGUGUAGAUGGAGUGUCAUUCCACAAGGCAAUCUUCUUAUUUCUCAGUAAUGCAGGUGGGAAUGUGAUUACUGAAGUGACUCUGGAUUUCUGGAGAGAAGGCAUUCCUCGGGAAAACUUAUGGAUGGACAGCAAGGAACUGGAGACUAAAAUCUCUGAAAACAUCUUCAAUGAUAAGAACAGUGGAUUUUCGUACUCUAGUAUCAGAGAUGAGCAUCUGGUUGAUCAUUAUAUUCCUUUCCUACCUCUGGAGCUGAAGCAUGUGCGUCAAUGUGUCCUGGUUGAGAUGGCCCAUAUGAGCAUCACCCAAGACUCUGAUCUGGCAGAUCAAGUGGCCGGAGACAUGCCUUACUUCCCUGAAGAAGAGAAAGUAUUUGCUGUUAAAGGCUGCAAGUCUGUCAGACAUAAGUUGUCACUGUCUAUUUAUUUCUAGCGGCAAGUUGUAUAGCAAGUUGUCCAGUUAGGCACACAACUGAACAGCAAUGAACAUACACUACUCCUUUGUUUUUAUGAGUUACACUGAUAUCUGGACUAUUCUGCUUUUUGAGAAGUUAAGAUUGUCUCAGUAUUAAACAUUUUAAUCUAG